Molecule: messenger RNA, 390 nt
Organism: Budorcas taxicolor (takin)
Lineage: Eukaryota; Metazoa; Chordata; Mammalia; Artiodactyla; Bovidae
Gene: PFN4
Product: profilin family member 4
Exons: 4
Coding region: 1-390 (129 amino acids)
Cellular component (GO): cell cortex
Molecular function (GO): actin monomer binding
Source: RefSeq, a predicted model, not a curated record
AUGAGCCAUUUGCAGAACUUACUGUUAGAUACACUCCUGGGAACAAAGCAUGUGGACAGUGCAGCCCUCAUCAAACUCCAGGAGCGGAGCCUAUGUGUAGCAUCACCAGGAUUUAGUGUAAUGCCCAGUGAUGUCCGAACACUUGUAAAUGGGUUUGCCAAAAACCCUUUGAAAACCAGAAGAGAAGGACUGUAUUUCAAGGAGAAGGACUACAAAUGUGUCCGGGCAGAUGACUAUUCUCUUUAUGCCAAGAAUGAAAACACUGGUGUGAUUGUUGUGAAGACCCAUCUGUAUCUUCUGGUGACAACUUACUCUGAAGGCAUGUAUCCUAGUGUCUGUGUGGAAGCCACAGAGAAGUUGGGAGACUAUCUAAGAAGAAAAGGGAAUUAA